Molecule: messenger RNA, 1122 nt
Organism: Pristis pectinata (smalltooth sawfish)
Lineage: Eukaryota; Metazoa; Chordata; Chondrichthyes; Rhinopristiformes; Pristidae
Product: G-protein coupled receptor 183-like
Exons: 1
Coding region: 1-1122 (373 amino acids)
Biological process (GO): G protein-coupled receptor signaling pathway
Cellular component (GO): membrane
Molecular function (GO): oxysterol binding; G protein-coupled receptor activity
Source: RefSeq, a predicted model, not a curated record
AUGAUUACAUUUAUUUUUGUUUCUUUAACAGAAGAACAGUACCAGUUUCUGAGCCAAAUGGAUUCUGCUCCUUACACAGCUGUCAGUAAUUCCACCAAUGUGACCUGCGAUGUGUACAUGCAUCUCGAGACAGCUAAAGUAAUCUUCACUUUGUUUUACAUCAUUGUUUUCAUAGUUGGCUUAUCAGGAAACAUAUUAGCCCUGUACAUAACCAUCCAGAAACACCCAAAGAUUAACUCAACCACACUUUACUUAAUCCACCUUGCGGUCUCAGAUGCCCUCUUUACGCUUGCUCUACCAUCUCGGAUAGUCUACAUAGUCCGAGGGUUUGACUGGCCAUUGGGCGAGAUGCCAUGCCGAAUUUUUGCUCUCCUCUUCUACAUCAAUACGUAUGUCAGCAUCAAUUUCAUGACAUGGUUGAGCAUUGACCGUUACAUUGCAAUGGUGCAUCCUCUUCGAUUUGCCAAGUUCCGCAAGGUCCAAAACGUCAAGUACAUCUGUGCUGCAGUCUGGGUCUUUGUCUUCCUUCAGACCGCCCCUCUGCUCUUCAUCCAAAUGACGAAAGAGAACAAAGGCUUGACGACCUGCAUGGAGUACCCAAACUUUGAAACUAAUCCCAACCUGCCCAAGAUACUGCUCGGUGCCUGUCUCCUGGGGUACUGCCUGCCAGUUGCAAUCAUAAUCUUUUGCUACUUUCGAGUCAACGUGAAACUCUGUAAGAUUGCGAAGGAGAACCCUUUAACUGAGAAACUAGGCAGGAACAAAAAGGCCAUCACCGUGAUCUUGAUUGUUCUGUUGGCGUUCCUGAUCUGUUUCACACCGUAUCAUGCCACCAUCAUCCAGUACAUGAUCAGAAAGCUUCUGGCACCACAGAAUUGUUGGCACCAACAGGCCUUCAAAAUGAGUCUACAAGUAUCUGUUUGCUUCAUGAACCUCAACUGCUGCAUCGAUCCACUCAUCUACUUCUUUGCCUUCAAGGGCUACAAAAAGAAGGUUCUGGAAAUAAUAAGGCGCCGCAUUACGCUCUCUGCGCUCACCUCUUCCAAGACCAUCUCUGAGAACAACAGCACUCAUGCCACCAUGAGUCAGAUCCAAGGCUCAGCAUCAGGAUCUGCAAACUGA